Molecule: messenger RNA, 3552 nt
Organism: Myodes glareolus (Bank vole)
Lineage: Eukaryota; Metazoa; Chordata; Mammalia; Rodentia; Cricetidae
Gene: Clrn2
Product: clarin 2
Source: RefSeq, a predicted model, not a curated record
GCACUCACUAGCAUGCCUGGAUGGUUCAAAAAGGCGUGGUACGGGCUGGCAUCUCUACUCAGUUUCGCUUCCUUCCUGCUGAUCAUCGUCGCCUUGGCUGUGCCCCAUUGGUUAAGUGGGAAGAUCCUGUGUCAAACUGGAGUGGAUCUGGUCAAUGCCACAGACCCAGAACUGGUCAAAUUCAUCGGGGACAUUUACUAUGGGCUCUUCCGAGGUUGUAAAGUACGGCAGUGUGGGCUCGGAGGCCGCCAGUCCCAGUUUACAAUCUUCCCACAUCUGGUAAAGGAACUCAAUGCAAGCCUCCACGUCACAAUUCUGCUGCUCCUCUUCCUGGCCUUGGCCCUCGCUCUGGUCAGCAUGGGCUUUGCCAUUCUCAACAUCAUUCAGGUUCCCUACAGGGCAGUCAAUGGCCCUGGUGGCAUCUGCCUUUGGAAUGUCCUGGCAGGUGGAGUCGUGGCGCUAGCCAUCGGCAGUUUCAUGGCUGCAGUGAAAUUCCACGACCUGACAGAAAGAAUUGCCAACUUCCAGGAGAGGAUCUUCCAAUUUGUCGUGGUAGAAGAACAGUACGAAGAGUCGUUUUGGAUAUGCGUGGCAAGUGCCUCGGCCCACGCAGCAAACUUGGUUGUGGUGGCAAUCAGUCAAAUUCCCCUCCCAGAAAUCAAGACUAAAAUGGAAGAGGCCACAGUUACCCCCGAGGACAUCUUAUAUUGAUAACUGGCGCCUGCCCACGCGUUGCCCUUAAUCAGGCUGGUAUAUCAAUAGUGGCCUCUCUGUUUUCAGUCUUCUAGAUCCAUAAUGUCCCUGUUUUGGGUAGUAAAAAGAAGGCUAUGGAGGGUCUAAAGGGUGGCUGGGCCAAACAGGAACAACUCCCAAUGGCCAGGGUGCUGGUGCUUCUUUGUGAUGAGCUAGGCUGAACUGGAGACUCUGCACUUGUCAGCUCUGUAUGACUCAAGACAAUUCAUUUAUUGGCUAAUUCUCGGUUCCCUCAUCUGUCAAAGGGAAUAAUAAUGACUUCGCAGGCUUUGUUGUGAGGUUGCAAGGAUGCUGCAAGCAGGAAUCUCUGCAUACAAGGCCACAUAUACUCCAGUAAGACUCAGCUUGUUCUCUCUAGUAUUGGAGCUGAGCAAAGAAACUAUGAUCAUGUCCAUAUCCUCAAGAGGUAAUAAAGUGACACAGAAACCAGCUAGUAACAAUAACACUAAGAGUAGAAAUAAUUGUAGGUUUCUGCGGGGCCACUACUGUGCUGGACACGGGCUUAUUUGCUUAGUUGCUUGGCUUUUCUCUUUUCGCAUUUUUUUCCUGGUGGUGCCAAUCAAGUCCAGACUUUGCCUAUACUAGGCAGGCACUUUACCACUGAGCAACAGCUCCACCCAGAACACUACUCCAAAACUUUUCCUCCUAUUAUCUGCCUAAACCCUCUCCAUAGUCCCAAGUGGCCAGAGCCAUUCUAGCUCCAUUUGGCAGAUGGAAAGAUCAAGGUACAGACAAGUUAGGUAACUUGGUGAGAUGAGGAAUGAAAUCUAGCAAGUCUGGUACCAGAAUCUAUAUUAUUUUAGAUCAUAUACACUUUUUACUUCAAUUAUGACAGAAACUGCAAAGACAGAACAAAUUCCAUACAAAGUUAAGUAGCCAUACUAACAAAGCAAAGCAAAAUACUUUAAAAUUUCCCACCUCCAGACACUUGUGACAGUUAAGUAAGACGUAGAGAGAAGCAAACAGGUGAUGCCCAUUCCUACUGGAGUGGGGUCUCUUGCUCAUGCAUCCCAUCCAGCAAACUCACAUAAAUCAGAUCCAGACCAACAGUGGCCUGAAGUCAUUCAGCUUUAUGGAAGCCCCACCUCUGAGCUUCUAAGUCUUCACAAUUCUAAUGUCUUCCCUUUGUUCCCCCUAGGACUGGUAGUUCCUUCCAACACAUGCCACCUCUGGAAAAUCCCCCUAUACUUUUGAACCCUUGCUGCUGAUCUGCAGUUUGAUAUACAAGCAAGGCAAUGUAAGGAUGCUAAAAUAGCCCCAGCGCAGAGAAACAGGGAGGAAUGAAGUCUCCUGGAUGGAUUGUGGUAUCAAAGUUUCGCUGAGUUAACAUUUGAUCUGAACUGUGAAAGAUGAGGAGGCUUUUUCCGGUGGCGAGGCAUGCAGGAUUGAUAAAGAAUCCCAAGACGAAUCAGUAAUGAGGGAACACAUAGGGAAUGGAGUCCCCGGAAGGCCACGCAAGAAAGUGGUGAGAAAGAUGAAAAUGUGGCCUUCUUCGACCUGUUUUGAGUGACAUUUUCUAAGCAGUUGGUGAGAACUUGUCUACUGUAUCAACUUACAUAGGCCAUAACAGUCAAGUAGUCGGUCACUCAAAGGUUUAAAUGUUUCCUUGAAGACACUUUUUGAUAAAGUUAAUGUCUGCAUCUGACCUUUUUUAAAUUUGAGAGCAUUAUCUAACCAAUUGAAUAUCUUAAUGGAAAAAAAAACUGACCCACCAUAAAGGAGAGAGAAUUCUGCCUUUGCACUGGAUCCCCCAAGACUCCAUCCAGUCAUUGGUGUUACCUAGUGAAAGUUUCUCCUCCGUUCUCAUCUUCUCCAAAGGAGGAAUUUAAGGUAGAGAUACAGACAGUUUAAGCAGGUAUUCAGUUAGCAAAGCCGAGUGAAGCAUAUACUUCAAAGAGAGAAUGGACUAUGCAGUCCCAAAGGAGGGGCCAGUCCAGUAGGCCUAAUAUUGAAGAUAUUUAUGAAGGUUUAUAAGUACUUAUGAAAUAGAUGUCAUAAAUAUAAGGGUAAGGUGACUUUUUUUCCUCUCCUAAAUCAUGGGAAAACAAAGCUCCCUUUGCAGGGUAAUUCUUCCGUGAUACUAAACAGCUGGCAAGGAAAAGCAAGUGCUAAUGAUAUUACAAUGAGGUCAGACUUUUUUGAGCAUGCAGACUCCCUCGUUAUUGUACAUGUAUAGUGAUGGAGAAAGUGCUCAGUGGCUCAGGGUUUGGUAUAGAAGGAAGAACACAAGGUGGUAUGUGUAACCACCAAGGGAAGUUCUUACUAUUAGGAGACAGCUACCAAGAUCUGUGUACUUAGUUUCCUUGGCUCCCUUACAUCUAACUCCCUGCCUGGUCAGGGGACAAGCUACCAAGAAUCAGCUGCAACUUCCUUGAAUCCCUCACAUCUAGCUCCAUGCCUACUCUGUUCCACCAGCUGACCCUGCAGAACUUGGGCAUGUUGUCCUUGACAAUCACAUGUACUAAUUUCUAAGAAUCAGUCAAUCAAGGCCUCUCUCAGAUACCCAGAUUCCUUUCAUGGACAGUCAAAUCCUCUAUAUAAAAUGGCAUGAUGUUUGUGUAUAACCUGCUUUCUUUGUAUGUACUUAAUUACCUCCAGGCAACUUAGAACACCUAAUAAAUGUGACUACCCUGGAAACGCUUGUCAUGCUGUGUGGCUUAGGGAAUAAAAAUGAAGGGAAAAUGUGUACACGAUCAGUACAGACACAACCAUGCAGACUCAAAUCCAUUUAUGAUCUAUGACUAGCUAAACAUAUUGUUGUAGAGAGAGGUCCCGCUUGUUCUUCCUGGCCACCUGGCU